Messenger RNA from Glycine soja, 575 nucleotides. Its product is annotated as PLASMODESMATA CALLOSE-BINDING PROTEIN 3-like. The record is from RefSeq and is a predicted model, not a curated record. The coding region runs from base 44 to 478 and encodes 144 amino acids. The transcript is spliced from 3 exons. NCBI's taxonomy places the organism in Eukaryota, Viridiplantae, Streptophyta, Magnoliopsida, Fabales, Fabaceae.
GUUCUUUAUACCAAUAAGCAAAUUAAUAAGAGUAAUUUGUUCAAUGGCAUCAUCAACAGCAAAAGUGGUUUCUCUAGUGUUAAUAGUAGUAGGGAGAAUGAUGAUGAAUAUUGUGGAAGCAAACACUUGGUGCGUGGCAAGGAGCAACGCUGGCUACGGAGCACUGAAGUCAGGGUUGGACUUUGCAUGCUCACAUGGAGCUGACUGUAGGGCAAUUCAACCCGGUGGCAGUUGCUUCAAUCCGAACACCAUUCAAAACCAUGCUUCUUAUGCCUUUGACAGUUACUAUCAGAGAAAUGGCAAAAACCCUGGUGCAUGUAACUUUGGUGGUGCAGCCACCAUUGCCGUUUCUGAUCCCAGCUUUGGACGUUGUGUGUACCCACCUUCUUCAAGCACUGAUGGAGGAGUUGAUACAACAAUCACGGGGCUUCCAAUGAACAGCAAGACAUUACAAGACCAGACCAACAAGGAGGAUUGAAUACUGACAACAAGGAAAUGAUCAACCUGUUAUUUUAUGAUAUAAACAUUUGUAUUAAGAGAAUUCAUAUAAAUAAAUAAAGAUGUAUUUAUUUAUA